Molecule: messenger RNA, 1334 nt
Organism: Brachypodium distachyon (stiff brome)
Lineage: Eukaryota; Viridiplantae; Streptophyta; Magnoliopsida; Poales; Poaceae
Product: nuclear transcription factor Y subunit A-7
Exons: 7
Coding region: 243-962 (239 amino acids)
Biological process (GO): regulation of transcription by RNA polymerase II
Cellular component (GO): CCAAT-binding factor complex
Molecular function (GO): RNA polymerase II cis-regulatory region sequence-specific DNA binding; DNA-binding transcription factor activity, RNA polymerase II-specific
Source: RefSeq, a predicted model, not a curated record
AAUACAGGACAGUAUAAUUUCCUUUUAUUGGCAACCUUCACUCCCCUUGCUCAUCUCGCUGCCGAGCGCCCCGACGGCCCAACCCCGUCGCCCGUCUUCCUCCUCGAGCGAGCGCCGCCACCCCCUCCCUCCCCGUCCCGCUGCCGAGCGCCCCAGUCCCCUCGCUUCGUCGCUCGUCUUCCUCCUCGUGCGAGCGCCUCCACCGCAGUUUGAACUCAAAAGCAAGAGUAGAAUUCCAUGAUAUGAGACGUAAGGAAGAUAUGCAUGAAAAUGGCACUAUCAUGAUUCAGUUUGGUCAUCAAGUACCUAAUUACGACUCGUCAGCUAGUGAUUCUCCUCAAGAAGUGUCCGGAAUGAGCGAAGGAAGCCAUAAUGAGCAAAAUGAACAAUCUGGUAGGCGUGAUGGUUACACGAACAGUGAUGAAGGCAAGAUGAUGUCGGCUUUAUCUCUGGGAAACUCAGAAACAACAUAUGCACAGCCAAAACCUGACCGCACUCAUCCCUUUGCCGUAGCAUACCCGUAUGCUGAUCCGUUCUAUGGUGGUGCUUAUGGAUCGCAUGCUGUUAUGCACCCCCAGAUUGUGGGUAUGGUACCAUCCUCUCGAGUGCCACUACCAAUUGAACAAGCUGCCGCUGAAGAGCCCAUUUAUGUAAAUGCAAAGCAAUACCAUGCGAUUCUCCGAAGGAGACAGCUCCGGGCAAAGUUAGAGGCCGAAAACAAGCUGGUGAAGAGUCGUAAGCCAUACCUCCACGAAUCCCGGCAUCUGCAUGCAAUGAAGAGAGCUCGGGGAACAGGGGGCCGAUUCCUCAACUCAAAGCAGCAGCCCGAGGGUUCCAGUGGCAGCGACGCCUCGACGAGAGCUGGCCACAGUGGCAUCCCUGCAAACGGUGGCAUGUUCUCGAAGCACGAUCACACCUUAUCGUCCGGUGAUCUUCAGUAUCGUGUGAGAGGAGGCGCUUGAGGCGGCAGUGGCGAGCGGCUAGGUAAAGAUCCUAGCUAGUGGAGCCGUUGCUCCCUGGCAAAUCAUCCUUGGCUUAUGUGUGUGGUGACCGGCAAGCAAUCUCGGUCAGAUGUUAUGUAGCAGUAAAACUUGACUCCGGGCGUGGGCGAUAUGUUGCUUAGUACGUGGGGUGUUUUGACAGUCGUUGUGUUCUUCCUGUGGUGUGUCUCUGGGUUUGGAGACGAUGCAGGUGCUGCCAGUUCUCUCUCACAGUGCUUAUUUAGACUUGUGGCUAGUGUUGCUACCAAACUGGCACCUGCUUGAACUGUUUUCUGUCGCUACCAAAAUGGUUCUGUACUAAUAAUAACCGUUCCCUGCGUGAGAUGCGUUGCA